Messenger RNA from Baudoinia panamericana UAMH 10762, 2039 nucleotides. RefSeq lists its product as uncharacterized. Gene Ontology annotation, biological process: subtelomeric heterochromatin formation. Lineage: Eukaryota; Fungi; Ascomycota; Dothideomycetes; Mycosphaerellales; Teratosphaeriaceae. Gene Ontology annotation, molecular function: histone H4 acetyltransferase activity; histone binding. The record is from RefSeq and is a predicted model, not a curated record. The transcript has a single exon. Gene Ontology annotation, cellular component: nucleus. Bases 116 to 1741 code for a protein of 541 amino acids.
CUUACUCAUCGUUGAUUAGCCGCCCAUCCACGCAUUAAGGCCAACAUUGUCAAUAUACUGCGUGAACCAAACAAUACUCAACCGUUGGCUGCCUGCUAUCUUGCUCUGCUUCGCGAUGGACGGCGACGACGAGCUCACCGCCGAGAUCCAAGCCCAAGUGGAAGAGUGGUCGGCCAACAGCAAAGACUGCUUCACUCUCCACAUCCGCAAGGGCGAUCGCAACAUCGCCACCUUCCUUCCAGAGUUCACUUACGAGUUCUUCGGCGAGGAAGAGGCCAUCUUUGGCUACCAUGACCUCUCCAUCGAUCUGUUAUUUGCGGCACAUGAUAUGCGACCGAGCCUCAGCAUACACCAUGGCAAAGUGUUUCCGGCGCAGAGCGAGAGUAUACGACCCACGGAUAUCAAGGCGGCAUUGAGGGGUUACUUGCCUGAUGAGGCGCUCGAUGGGCGGAAUGCGAAGCUGCUGAGGGAGGGGACGGGAGCGGACUGGACGCCGCCGGGCGAGGAGAUACACGCGUAUGUCAAGGAUGGGGAGAGGUAUGAGAUCCGAUGCGCCAGCUUAGCCGACCCAGAGGCGAGGAGGGUGCUGGAGAACAUGCAAAUCCUAGUGCCCAUGUUCAUCGAAGGAGGCAGUGUGCUACAGCUCGAGCAAGACUGGUCGACGCAGCGAUGGAAGAUCUUCCUCCUCUACCGCACCGACAGCAAGCCAGCACCAAACACCUCACCCUACACUCUCGUCGGCUUCGGGACAUCCUACCGCGUCUUCACCCUACCCGACCGAAACCACCCCAGCGAAAGCGAGAAGCGCUUACUAGACGAUGUUCCACUCGACACACUCCUCCACCAAUCAAACCAGCCAGACCAAAGCAUGACCGACCGACAAAGCCCCCUCGACUUACCAAGCCGCGAACGCCUAUCUCAAUUCCUCAUCCUACCCCCGUUCCAAGGCAACGACCACGGCAAGCACCUCUACAACACAAUCUACACCCACCUCACCUCCUCCCCCAACAUCCGCGAAUUCACCGUCGAAGACCCCAACGAAGCCUUCGACGACCUACGCGACCGCUGCGACUUACUCCGCCUUCGCUCCACGGUCCCGGAAUUCCUCAACCUCCGCAUCAACACCGACAUCCCCGCCGACCGCCUCCUACCAACCGAACCAAUACCCACACACCUCAUCAUCACCCCUCCCGCCCCCACCACACUCGACGGCAUCCGCGCGCAAACGAAGCUCGAGAAACGACAGUUCGAUCGACUGGUGGAAAUGCACACCCUCUCCCUCAUCCCACCCCCGCACCGGUCGCGAAAUCGUAUCACGCGGAAAGAGAAGAGUAAGAAUGAACGGGAUCGGGCGUAUUACUUUUGGAGGCUGUACGUGAAGGAGCGGUUGUACGUGUUUAAUCGCGAGGUGUUGGUGCAGGUGGAGCGGGGGGAGCGGGUGGAGAGGUUGGAGGCGGCGGUUGAGGGGGUUGUGGAGGGGUAUGCGAGGAUGUUGGAGAAGCUGGGGAGGGAUGAGAUGGUGGAGGGAGAGAGGGGGGAGGGGGAGGUGGGUGGGGGAGAGGAUGAUGAGGUUGGGCUGAGGGCAGCCAAGGGACAGCAGAAGAAGAAGAAGAAGAAGCGGAAGGUCAUUGAUGAGGAGGAUGAUGGGGAGGAUGAGGACGAAGAGAUGGCAGUAGGUCGUGCGAAUGGAACGGCGGGGCACGGCGGCGGCGGUGCGUCUAAGAGGCCACGGCAGACGUAGUGUCCUCUCGCCAGCUUCGCACGCGCGAUCUCUUGCACCGCUUGAAGCGUACAGGCUGGAGCUGCAUGGUGUUGAUUGAUUUUGAUGGAUAGGGUUUAGCAUGGCGUUCGGGGUGGAAAUAAAUGCAUGACAACCCUGCGAUGAAUUUGUUCGUAUGAUGGAUGCGUUGUGUCUUCAUGUUGUUCUGCGAUCGCGAACGUGCAGUCACCUUCUGCGGCACGUAAUGGUCGCGGAAAGACGCAUGCUUACGGCGAACCUGGCAUAGAAAUACCUUAACUAGUGAAUCGGUGUAUGUUGU